Lipotes vexillifer (Yangtze River dolphin) is the source of this 1613-nucleotide messenger RNA. It is a transcript of the gene SLC18B1, whose product is annotated as solute carrier family 18 member B1. The transcript has 14 exons. The record is from RefSeq and is a predicted model, not a curated record. Bases 66 to 1436 code for a protein of 456 amino acids. Gene Ontology annotation, molecular function: transmembrane transporter activity. Gene Ontology annotation, biological process: transmembrane transport. Lineage: Eukaryota; Metazoa; Chordata; Mammalia; Artiodactyla; Lipotidae.
AAGGUCGAGUCCGAGGGUGCGGGCUUGGACCCGGGAGCUGCGGCGCAGGAGUCCGCGCACUGCCCAUGGACUCGCCGGGGGACCCCGAAGGCCCACGCCCCCCAGGAGGUGAUGGCCCUCCAGGAGGUGCACGGGAGACAUCCAGGCAGCUUUCAAGAGAACAGAUCUUUGUACUGAUAGCAGCAGCUUCCAUUAACUUAGGCUCCAUGAUGUGCUAUUCUAUCCUUGGACCUUUUUUCCCCAAGGAGGCUGAAAAGAAAGGAGCCAGCAAUACAGUUAUUGGUAUGAUCUUUGGAUGUUAUGCUUUGUUUAACUUGCUGGCAUCUUUGGUAUUUGGAAAAUAUCUUGUACAUAUUGGAGCAAAAUUUAUGUUUGUAGCAGGGAUGUUUGUCUCAGGAGGAGUUACAGUUCUCUUUGGUGUAUUGGACCAAGUUCCAGAAGGACCCAUGUUUAUUGCUAUGUGUUUUCUAGUGAGAAUAACUGACGCAAUCAGUUUUGCUGCAGCAAUAACCGCAUCUUCUUCUAUCCUUGCAAAGGCUUUUCCAAAUAACGUGGCUACAGUAAUGGGAAGUCUUGAGACUUUUUCUGGACUCGGUCUAGUACUAGGGCCUCCUUUGGGUGGCUUCUUGUAUCAAUCCUUUGGCUAUGAGGUGCCUUUCAUUCUUCUGGGAUGCAUAGUUCUGCUGAUGGUUCCCCUCAACAUGUGUAUUUUACCUAAUUAUGAGUCUGAUCCAGGGAAACACUCAUUCUGGAAACUCAUCAUUUUACCCAAGGUUGCCUUUAUAUCCUUCGCCAUUACCUCACUCAGCUCAGGUUUUGGCUUCCUUGAUCCUACGCUGUCCCUCUUUGUUUUGGAGCAGUUUAAUUUACCAGCUGGAUAUGUGGGACUGGUAUUCCUGGGUUUGGCACUAUCCUACGCCAUUUCUUCACCACUGGUGGGCCUACUCAGUGAUAAAAUGCCACAUCUAAGGAAAUGGCUUCUCGUUUUUGGAAACUUAAUCACAGCAGGGUGCUACAUGCUCUUAGGACCUGCCCCAUUCUUUCACAUUAAGAGUCAGCUCUGGUUGUUGGUGCUGAUAUUAGUCAUAAAUGGUAUCUCUGCUGGAAUGAGUUUAAUUUCAACUUUCCCGGAGAUUCUCAGCUGCGCACAUGAAAAUGGGUUUGAAGAAGGGUUCAGUACCUUGGGACUUGUGUCAGGUCUCUUUGGUGCAUUGUGGUCAGUUGGUGCUUUUGUAGGACCAACGCUGGGAGGAUUUCUGUAUGAGAAAAUUGGUUUUGAAUGGGCAGCUGCUCUGCAGGGUCUCUGGGCUCUGACAAGUGGACUAGUGAUGGGCUUGUUUUAUCUGCUGGAGCAUUCAAGAAGAGGGAGAUCUAAACUUCAAAAUAGCCUCAGCACAGAGGAGGAACGGGCUGCUCUCUUGCCUGAUGAAACGUAGCCUUACCUUAGGAAUUCCUACUGAUACGGGGCUGGGAGAUGGAUGCUCCUGGCCUUGAACUUCAUCGCUGGAAGGAUUUUCCUAAUUUUUACACACAAAACUCCAUGGACUCCACACCAGCAUCCUGAAAUUGUUAGCAUAGUUUUGGAUGAUCCUGUGUUGGGCUGCACAUACUGU